CUGUUUCCGCUGCAAUGUUUUUCCUCCGGUGUCGUCGCGGUCUGAACGGUUCAAAAGCGCCCGGGAACACCGACCCGUAGAAUCAGAACCGGGACCGGAGCGUUGACCCUCCGUCAUGGUUCAGGAGUUUCACGUCCUCAGGUGUUAUUCAUGUGAAAGCUUCCAAGUCCAACAGGUGAAGAAGGUGAACAAGUGGAUUUGUAAGCUUUGUGGAGAGAAGCAGUCGCAGCUGAAGGAGUUUGGGCGGGGCUCCGGAGCUGAAUGCAGACGCCAUGUUCAGAAACUUAACGCCAUGAGAGGAGCAAUGAUGGAGGAGCACAACAGCUGCUCUCUACGGAAGCAAGUGGAGGCAGAGAGAGAGGAUGUACCUGAGGAAGACGACCAGAUGAAGGAGACUGGAUCGAGCCGUUGGCGCAAAUACCUGGACACACCUGAGGCUGAGCCAGAGGAUGAGGAAGAGGAUAAUGUCUCUCUGGACAGGCAGCAGCUCCGUGACAACCACAUGACUGACAGAAAGAGAGCGAGAAUAAAAGGAAGACCAGACGGAUGCACACCUGAACAGGCAAACUACGCCAGUCCUCCCAGAAAGAGACUCAUUAAUCCUCUCAGUGAGAGUCCUGCUCCAGUCUCCAGGUGGGAGGAGUCAGUCAGUGAUGACAUCAUCAGUCUGCCCCUCACCAGGUCAUUACUUCCUGUUUCGUCAAUGUUUGAGAGCGGAGAAGAUUUCAGCUUUUAAGGGAUUUUGAACAAAAUGUUAUUGUUAAACCACAAAAAAAU
Molecule: messenger RNA, 777 nt
Organism: Gasterosteus aculeatus aculeatus (three-spined stickleback)
Lineage: Eukaryota; Metazoa; Chordata; Actinopteri; Perciformes; Gasterosteidae
Source: RefSeq, a predicted model, not a curated record